Messenger RNA from Perca flavescens (yellow perch), 1795 nucleotides. RefSeq names its product mitogen-activated protein kinase 13 (gene mapk13). Gene Ontology annotation, biological process: protein phosphorylation. Lineage: Eukaryota; Metazoa; Chordata; Actinopteri; Perciformes; Percidae. The record is from RefSeq and is a predicted model, not a curated record. Gene Ontology annotation, molecular function: MAP kinase activity; ATP binding. Bases 107 to 1198 code for a protein of 363 amino acids. The transcript is spliced from 12 exons.
GGUUAUGUGGUCUCGUAUUUAGGCAGUAUUUGCUUUACCUUCUGAACAAGUGACAGGCUUACAGGAGGAACUUUUUUUUUUCUAGCUUCGCCUUCUCCUCUUGAUCAUGGAGGCUCGGGCACAUUUCUCCCGUGAGGAAAUUAACAGCACGGUGUGGGAAGUCCCGGAGAAAUACACACGGCUCAAACAGAUAGGGACCGGGGCGUAUGGCUCUGUAUGCUCAGCAAUAAAUGAGAAGACUAAAGAGAAAGUGGCCAUCAAGAAGCUCCACAGGCCCUUCCAGUCAGAGAUCUUUGCUAAGAGGGCCUACCGAGAGCUCCGACUGCUCAAACACAUGAAGCAUGAAAAUGUGAUAGGACUUCUUGAUGUGUUUUCACCUGCCUCAAGCCUUGACGAAAUGCAGGACUUCUACCUGGUGAUGCCUUACAUGUUUACUGACCUGUCGAAGGUGCGAGGUCAUCUCACAGAAGACAAAGUCCAGUUUCUCGUCUACCAGAUGCUCUGUGGACUCAGGUACAUUCACAAGGCUGGAAUCAUCCAUAGGGAUCUUAAGCCUGGAAACUUGGCUGUAAACCAAGACUGUGAACUGAAGAUCCUGGACUUUGGUUUGGCUCGCAGUACUGAUGCUGAGAUGACAGGCUACGUGGUGACACGUUGGUACCGGGCACCUGAGGUCAUUCUGAACUGGAUGCACUACACCCAGACUGUGGACAUCUGGUCUGUGGGUUGUAUCAUGGCAGAAAUGAUCAAUGGAAAAACCCUUUUCAAAGGGAGAGACUACAUGGACCAGCUGACUCAGAUCAUGAAAGUGACUGGAGUACCUGGAGCAGAGUUCAUACAGAAGCUGGACAGUCCAGAGGCCAAAACUUAUGUUAAGGCCCUUCCUCGCUAUCCCAGAAAAGACUUCUCAACAUUGUUCCCCAGAGCCAGUGCAAUGGGUAUCGACCUCCUGGAGAAGAUGCUGGUUCUGGACGGAGACGAGAGACCCACAGCCGAACUAGCUCUGGAGCACCCAUAUUUUGACAGCCUCAGGGACCCAGAUGACUUACCUAAACCUGCGCCAUAUGAUGACAGCCAUGACAACGCCACAUUGUCCCUGGAUGAGUGGAAGCGGUUAUGCUUCAGAGAGGUGAACAGCUUUGUGCCGUUUCCACGGCGGGACUCCAAGAGAAAAAACACGCUGACUAUAUCUCCGUGACCUGACGAAUGUCUUGUAGCGCUGAUGCCCUAAACUACACAGCAUACAGCCAAUGGUGCCCUUGUAUAUUCCAACCAUGGAUUCACUUUAUUUCUUUUACCAUGGAUAUAAUUUAGAUUUUGAAGAGUGGUUAUAUUCAAUUAUUUUGUGCAAUUGUUUCCUAAGUGUGGAUUGCUCCUUAUGUUACAUAUUCCCUAUCAGUGUAUUGUGACAAAAUGUCACAGGGUUUACUGUAAUAUUGUUUUACAAUUAAAAAAUUAGACAAGAUGUGUACAACGUUUUGUUUUUGCGGUAAAUAGUAAAUGUUACUGCCCGAGGUAAAAACAGCAUUUUUUUUUUUUAAUACGUUAUUCAUUAAAAAUUAUUAUAAAGGGACAAAGUCUGGAGUUUGCCAAUUAAUACCCUGAAGACAUGACCAGCAAAGGCCAAAAACAAUUAACAGUUACUGUGUGAAUCUCUAAUAUGUAACCAGUGUCAGCUGGAAUGUGUGACAAUGAAGGUGUGUAUGAUGCUGAAAGCAACUAGUUGUUUUAUUCAUGUCUCUGCUUGUAUCACUUUGUAGUUCUUCACUUAAUUACUAAAAAACACUUCACACAA